Messenger RNA from Conger conger (European conger), 2096 nucleotides. Its product is annotated as tripartite motif-containing protein 16-like. Lineage: Eukaryota; Metazoa; Chordata; Actinopteri; Anguilliformes; Congridae. The transcript has 6 exons. The record is from RefSeq and is a predicted model, not a curated record. Gene Ontology annotation, molecular function: protein binding; zinc ion binding. The coding region runs from base 16 to 1686 and encodes 556 amino acids.
AGUGUGAGCAGUGAAAUGGCUGAAGGUGGAAUUUUACUGGAUCAGGACCAGUUCAGCUGUGCGAUCUGUCUGGAUUUGCUGAAUGAUCCAGUGACUAUUCCCUGUGGACACAGUUACUGUAGGGGCUGUAUUAAGGGCUGCUGGAAUCAAGAUGAUCAUACUGGUGUCUACAGCUGUCCCCAGUGCAGAACGACCUUCACUCCCAGGCCUGUCCUGGGCAGAAACACUAUGCUGGCUGACGUCGUGGAGAAACUGAAGAAGACAGGUCUCCAAGCUGCUCCUUCUGCUCUCUGUUACGCUGGACCUGGAGACGUGGCGUGUAAUGUCUGCACUGGGAGAAAGCGCAAAGCCGUCAAGUCCUGUCUGCAGUGUCUGGCAUCUUACUGUGAAACUCACCUCAAACUUCACAAUGAGCUCAACCCAGGAAACACACAUAAUAUCACCAAUGCUACUGGACAUCUGCAGGACAAUAUUUGCCCUCAACAUAAAAAACUGUUGGAGGUUUACUGUCAUUCCGAUCAGCAGUGCAUCUGUCUGCUGUGCGUGAUCGAUGAACACAGAGGCCAUGAUACAGUCUCAGCUGUUGUAGAAAGGACUGAGAAACAGAAGCAGCUGGGGGCGACACAGAGUCAAUUCCAGCAGAGAAUCCAGGAGAGAGAGAAGGAGCUGCAGGAUCUGAGACAGGCUGUGCAGUCACUCAAGCACUCUGCACAGACAGCAGUGGAGGACAGUGAGAGGAUCUUUACUGAGAUGAUCCGCUCUAUUGAGAGAAGGUGCUCUGAGGUGAAAGAGCUGAUCAGAGAUCAGGAGAAGGCUGAAGUGAGUCGGGCUGAAGGACUCCUGGAGCGACUGGAGCAGGAGAUUGCUGAGCUGAGGUGGAGAGACGCUGAGCUGGAGCAGCUUUCACACACAGAGGAUCACAUCCAUUUCCUCCAGAGCUGUCAGUCUCUCUGUGUCCCUCCUGAACUUGGAGACUUACCCAGCAUCACUGUCAGUCCACACGUCUCUUUUGAGGCUGUGAGGGAAUCUGUCUCUGGACUGAAAGAUCGACUUGAGGACAUCUGCAAGGUGGAACUGGCCAAAAUAUCUGAGUCGGUGAAAGAAGCCCAUACUGUAGAGUCCAGGACCAGAGAUGAUUUCUUACAGUAUUCCUGUCAGCUCACACUGGACCCUGACACAGCACAUAAAUGCCUCCAUCUGUCUGAAGGGAACAGAGAGGUGACCCGUGUGAAAGAGAGCCAGUCAUAUCCUGAUCAUCCAGAGAGAUUUGAUGUAAACGUCCAAGUGCUGUGCAGAGAAGGUGUGUCUGGACGCUGUUACUGGGAGGCUGAGUGGAGUGGGGGUGAAGGGGUUGAUAUAGCACUAUUGUGUAAACAGAUCAGUAGGAAAGGAGAUUGCAAUGACUGUGCACUGGGACUUAAUGACAACUCGUGGAGUUUGGAAUGCUCCCCCUCCAGGUACUCUUUCUGGCACAAUAACAAGGGCACUGAAAUCCCUGCUCCCUCCUCCUCCAGAAUUGGAGUGUACCUGGAUCACAGGGCAGGAACUCUGUCCUUCUACAGUGUCUCCGACACCAUGACCCUCCUGCACAGAGUCCAGACCACAUUCACUCAGCCCCUCUAUCCUGGGUUUGGGUUUUCUCCUGGAUCCACUGUAAAAUUGUGUGAUCUAUAUACAAUCAUAUAAUUCCAAUUCAUGUUCUUAAUAAUACAAUGUAAAAUCUUAUUUUCUUUCAUAAACCUUACUUCUUUAUUAAUCACAAUGAUAAAAACAGGGCAGACAUUGUUAUGAGUUCAUUUAUGUUUACAUAAUCUGAAGAAUAGUUUAAUUUCAUUUAUUUAAAUUUUUCUUAUAAAUUUUCAGUGGUAGAGCACUGGCCGGAGUUUUGCUUUAUGUCUGUGAUGUUAGUUGUGGAAUGAUAAAUUGUUAGGUGUAGAACAUAAAAAUGUAAUUUGAUUUUUAAAAUGGUUCAUGAUCAGCUUCAAAGUAACUUUCUUGACCAGGAUUGUAUGAAAAUGUUAUUGACUCCAUUUAACUCAAACGGUACAGUUGUUUAUUUACAUCAUUAAUUUACGUAAUAAAGUAAUAAACUAUCA